GCCAAUAAUGGACAAAAUCUUCCAGAGGCCUCCCUUUACGAUCCAAAAGUGGUUAACCCGUGGAUCGCAAAUGUCAUUCCAAUUCUAAAUCGGCCCAUUUCUACAAUCCCAGAGCCGAGUGAAUACAUGUGUGGUUUGGGUUCGUGGCGACCAAAAUGGUUACAGAUAUUUGCGUCAACCAAAAUGUUCAUGUUUGUUUUCGGGAGUAUUGGUGUAAUACAGGGCGCGUCCUUUGCGUAUAUGAUCGCAAGUAUUACCACUUUGGAAAAGAGAUACGCUUUCGGCAGCACUAUAUCGGGUCUUAUACUCAUCGCCGACAAUAUUACAGAACUUAUAUUAAGUCCAGUGUUUGGAUAUCUGGCAAAUCGUGUCCAUAGGCCACGAAUAAUAGCUUAUUGUCAACUAAUUGUGGCGUUUGGCUGCUAUUUGGGAGCCCUUCCGUACUUUAUAUACGGACCGGCAGUUCAUUUGUUAAGUAAUCAAGUAAUCAGUGGUCAAGAAUCGGUCGCAAAUCUCAGUAAUAAUACAAGUGUUGAGUUUUGCGAUCAAAAUAGAUUUGGAGAUUAUUCAUGCGAUGAUAAGGAUUCGUCAAACACUGUAAUCCCAGCCGUUAUAAUCCUAUGGAUAUCCAGCUUUUGUAAUGGAGUAGGAUUUGUGGCCUUCUUUACAAUAGGCUAUCCAUUUAUUGACGAUUCCGUCAAAAAGAAAAAUUCUCCACUUUAUUUGGGUCUGACGGGUGCACUCCGUCUUUGCGGUCCAACUCUGGCUUUUAUGCUCUCAUCCUAUUGUUUAACUUUUUAUGAAAACCCAUUUCGUAAGAAU
This is a messenger RNA of Medioppia subpectinata, 822 nucleotides long. NCBI's taxonomy places the organism in Eukaryota, Metazoa, Arthropoda, Arachnida, Sarcoptiformes, Oppiidae. The record is from the annotation of a GenBank genome assembly.